GGUCGCUCUUAAUUAGUUGUGCGAUAUAAUUCUAGCCAAGCGGUUUGCUGGAGGAACCGACGGGAAGCGCAAAAUCAAAUCGAAAUAGCCGGAAUUCGAUAUCCGCACGUUGCGCAUACGCCGUGUACCCCAAGCGAUGCGAGUGUCGGAACAAAUCAGAAAGCCAGCAUUAAAUAAAUGCUAAGACACCUGUUUCCCGCAGGCGCACUACGUUACGCUAUUUUUUUCCGUUUUGUUUUUUGAACUUGGCCAAAGGUUUGGCUGUAAGUGUAAAUAAUGUUGAAAAAAGUCGGCCCUUUGCUAGGCCUAUUCGUAUUACUAUUUGGCAGCCUCGCAACGAGUACCCACGCAACAGCCGGCAAUGAGAGUAACUUUCUGGAGGCAUCCCUGAGAUACUUCGAUGAGCAGCUGUUGUACGACAUACUGCCGCGUUCCUCGUGCCCGGGCGACAAUGAGACCUCCCCGAUGGACGAGUUCUCCGACCUCUUCACAGUGGAACAACUGCGACAGGGGUGGGUGGUGCUUCAUGUCUUUGCCGCGAUAUACUUCUUUAUACUGCUGGCCAUAAUAUGCAACGACUACUUCCUGCCCACGGUGGAGUGCAUCUGCGAGGACCUGCACCUGUCCAAGGAUGUGGCGGCGGCCACCUUUAUGGCCACGGCCACAUCGAUGCCGGAGUUCUUCACCAACACCAUCAGCACCCUGAUUCUGGAGUCGGACAUGGGGCUGGGCACGAUCAUCGGCUCGCUCAUGUUCAACACCUUGGGCGUGGCUGGUCUGGCGGCGCUGUCCAUUGACAAGCCGGUUCAGCUGGACUGGUGGCCAAUAGCGAGGGACUGCUUCAUCUACAUAUUCAACACGAUAAUCCUGCUGGUACUGGCCUGGGGCGGCAGCAUCAGCUUCGUCGAGUCCUGCAUCAUGAUGGGCUUUCUGGUGCUCUACUAUCUGAUCACCUUCAACAAUAAUAAGUUCAUGCCAGCCAUUCGCGUAUUCAUAGAGGAUCGCAUGAACUGCUGCUUCUCCACGCGCUAUGAUCUGACGGAACCUCCGGAGAACAGUGCCAAGGCACAGCUUCCUCUGAAAAAGGAUCCCCUUUCGGGCGACGGCCUCUUCGUGGUAAACUUGCCCGAGAACACCUCAUCCAUAUCCUCCACCGCGAAUCUGACUCACUCGAAGCAUUGGAACGGCGAUGACAGCGAUGAAGACGAUAUGCCGAAAAGCAUCUACGCCUAUCCUCACGACGCCUCCCGCUUCAUGAAGUGCUGGUGGAUCUUCGUUUUCCCCAUUAAGUUCACCCUCUCGUGGCUGAUCCCGCAUCCGAUGAAGCAUCGCCGCCUCUACCCACUCUCCUUCAUCAUGUGCAUCCUCUGCAUCGGUGGCAAUGCCUACCUGAUUGUCUGGAUGCUGACGGCUUUCGGAGUGGCCAUCCAUGUACCCACUAUAGUAAUGGGUCUGACCUUCCUGGCCGCCGGCUCCACCAUGCCGGAGGCCGUCUCCAGCCUGAUAUCUCUUAGGAACGGUGAAAGCGGAAUCGGAGUCUCAAACUCGCUCGGCGCCAACUCGCUGGCCAUUCUGCUGUCCCUUGGCGUGCCCUGGUUCAUCAAGAACUGCAUGAACUAUGGAAGUGGGGAGCCGCAGCAGGUCGGCACCCAGGGCAUCGAGUACAAUAUCAUGAUACUAAUCGUUUCAACCGUGGCCCUCUUCGUAAUACUCAGCUUCAGUGGCUACCGCUUGACCAAGCGGGUGGGGGUCGCUCUCUUCGCCGUCUAUGGCGUGUUCAUCGUUCUCCAGAUUCUGAUCGAGAUGAAUGUGUUCUUCCCCAGGGACUGCAGUAGCUAGUGGUGGGUGGGUGCAUGGUUGGGUCCGUCUGUGGCAGGUGCUUCUGGUGCUGGCAUCAGCAGAAAACCACAUUCAAAAUGCAAUUUGUAUAGGAGUUUUUUUUGUUACGUUAUCGUUGAUUUCUUGUUUUCUAUUUCAUGCAUUGAUUUUUGCUCAAGACUGUCUUUAGGGUUAAAAACAACGAGUGCAGGAGGAAAGCUUCAAUGGAAUGAAUGGAAAUCAUAAGCUCUGCAAUUUUCUAUUUAUUUUCCCGUGUAUACAUACACAUACAUAUGUACAUACAUGCCUAUGUACAUAUAUAUUUAUACUUGUUUGUUUGUAAAUAUUUUUGUGUGUAUAGUCGCAUAGUUGUAGGCAUAUAACGAGGACGAUUCACAAAUGUUACCACUGAACUGUUACCAAAGCCCAAAACGAGAUACUAGGAAUUAAGCGAAGAAAGGGAAGCCCUCGAAACCAAUCAAACCAAACUUAAUAGCCACAUACUAUCUACUCUAGAUGGUCUUCUGACUUAGUGCCCCACGAUAUUUCCAGUCUGCAGCCUGGGCUCCGGGGAGCUCUGUCAUACUUCUGUUGAUAUUGCGCUAAUAAGUGUUUAAUACGAGCACUAGCAACUAAUGUUAGCGUUACAUGAAACCCUUGAUACCACUGUUAUUAAUUUAUAAAUAAAUUCUAAGAACAAUUUUA
Drosophila obscura is the source of this 2523-nucleotide messenger RNA. Its product is annotated as sodium/potassium/calcium exchanger 3. The coding region runs from base 277 to 1839 and encodes 520 amino acids. Gene Ontology annotation, cellular component: membrane. Lineage: Eukaryota; Metazoa; Arthropoda; Insecta; Diptera; Drosophilidae. The transcript has 7 exons. The record is from RefSeq and is a predicted model, not a curated record. Gene Ontology annotation, molecular function: calcium channel activity; calcium, potassium:sodium antiporter activity. Gene Ontology annotation, biological process: calcium ion transmembrane transport; intracellular calcium ion homeostasis.